Messenger RNA from Medicago truncatula (barrel medic), 1206 nucleotides. RefSeq names its product protein ROOT PRIMORDIUM DEFECTIVE 1. The transcript has a single exon. Lineage: Eukaryota; Viridiplantae; Streptophyta; Magnoliopsida; Fabales; Fabaceae. Gene Ontology annotation, molecular function: RNA binding. Bases 1 to 435 code for a protein of 144 amino acids. The record is from RefSeq and is a predicted model, not a curated record.
AUGAACUUGCCGAAGAAGUUAAAGGAGUUUUUGCUUCAGCAUUUGGGGAUUUGCUAUGUUUCUACCAGAGAGAAUCAUGGGAAGCUUCAUACUGUUUUUCUUAGGGAGGCUUAUAGGAAAGGUGAGUUGGUUGAGCCUAAUGAUUUAUAUUUGGCGCGACGGAAGCUUGUUGAGCUUGUGUUGUUGAGUCCCCGGAAAGCUAGGGUUGAUAGGGAAUUGAUUGGGUAUAGGAGGAGCAAGUUAGAUGAUGAAAUGGGGCAAGUAACAAGAGCUUAUGUCGAGGAUGCUUGUGAAGAUUUUAAGGGUGGAGAUCGUGUAGAGCAAGGUGUGGAUGAAGAAGAUGGUUUGUCAUCAGAUAUUGGUUCUGAUGUAGAUUCUGCAAAUGAGGAUGAUGAUUUUGAUGAUUGUGUGUCAAAUGAAAAGGAAAUCUCUUGAGUGAGAGUAUUAUGGGAAUAUUUUGGAUCUAGGAGUUUUUCCAAUUUUGCUGAUGAGAAGUCUCUUGAUGGGAAUCGACUCUCUCAUGAGUUGUGUCUUCCAAUUUUCCAAUUUUGGAUCUAGGAAUUUUCACAAUGGGAAUCAACUUUGAAUGCAGCAGAUUCUUAUUUCUACUGCAACUUAGCCGAAGUGUGCUUUUUCAUGUGAUUGAUUGGCCGUUGUGUGGAAUGUGGAUUUGGGGAGUACACUGCAAGGUUAACUCUGAAAAAAUGCGAGUGGUUUUUCUUGAAGAUUAUAUUGAGGAUGAUAUCUGAUGUGAACUUGGACUGUCAACGUAGAAUAGAAACGUUUUGUUACCUUAUUAUUUCCAGAGUAAAGUAGUAACUUGGAAGUGAAGGUUUCAACUCAGUCAUGAACUCCUUUGCCUCCAUCGCUUUAUCUGAACACACCGGAAUCAUUUUUUGUAGAAGAAAACACCGUUAACAAAUAAUAUCUUUAUUCUUGAAGCGCUAACACUGUUAGAAAAUCAAGUGCCUCACACUAGGAUAUUCAACUCUAAUCAAGUAAGGCAACUCAUCUGGAUUUUCUUACAUAGUUACUUCAUUAAAUCACUGUACUAUUCAAUUUUGAUAUUAAUUUACCACAACAUAGAAUUUUCCUUUGAGAAAUUGUAUUGGAUAUCCCAUGAAGUAUGUACUUAACGAAUGUACUGUAUAUAUUUUUUUGCUGGAUUUUCAUUAUUAAUUUUAGAUCAAAAACAAAAUCCUCUUA